AUGUCACGGUAUAAUUACACUGAUGUGGCGUUUGGCGCAGCAAAGGGGGAGGAAUACUGGCGGCAGGAAAGGGCGAUCUGUGCAGUCAUGCUGGGUCACCCGGCAUGCGCGGCUGACUCAUCGCCUGAGUCAGCGCGCCACCUCAGCAUCGAGCAGAUCCAUGCUGCCAGCCAGGCAAAGAGCUUCGACUACCGGGUGCUGAACCUGCUACUGUAUGGGCUGACUGGACGUCCAGUGGACGAGCAGCUGAUGGAGUUCCUGGCAGUCGAUGAGCACCUGGUCGACAUCGGUGAUGACCUCGUGGACUAUGAGGCAAGCACAUACCGUCUGGAGGCCAGGCACGCCGCGCUACUGGCACAGCUGCCAGAUCAGACGCGGCAGCACUUCCGACGGCGGCAUGCAGAAGCCUCGGAGGCGCCAGGUUCUGGCAGCUGGAUCUUCCCGCAGCCCAUCUUGGACGAGGCAGCAUACAGGCGUCAAUUUGCAGAGGCAGAUUGA
Coccomyxa subellipsoidea C-169 is the source of this 498-nucleotide messenger RNA. RefSeq lists its product as hypothetical. Lineage: Eukaryota; Viridiplantae; Chlorophyta; Trebouxiophyceae; Coccomyxaceae. Bases 1 to 498 code for a protein of 165 amino acids. The record is from RefSeq and is a predicted model, not a curated record. The transcript is spliced from 4 exons.